Molecule: messenger RNA, 881 nt
Organism: Prunus mume (Japanese apricot)
Lineage: Eukaryota; Viridiplantae; Streptophyta; Magnoliopsida; Rosales; Rosaceae
Product: peptide methionine sulfoxide reductase-like
Biological process (GO): cellular response to oxidative stress
Cellular component (GO): cytoplasm
Molecular function (GO): peptide-methionine (S)-S-oxide reductase activity
Source: RefSeq, a predicted model, not a curated record
CUAAUUCGCAUUGCUCUGCAUCAAUCAUAUUUCACAAAACUCAGUCAGGAACCAACAAUGGCCGCUACUUCAGAAAAGACGGGACCCACCAACCCGGCUCUGGAACCGGACUCCGAUGCUCCGGACAAUCCUUGUCACGAGUUCGCUCAAUUCGGAUCCGGGUGCUUCUGGGGAGCGGAGCUGAGGUUCCAGCGAGUGGUCGGAGUGGUCAAGACCGAGGUCGGCUACUCCCAGGGCCACGUGGAGGAUCCGAAUUACAAAUUGGUUUGCACCGGAAAAACCAACCACGCGGAGGUGGUUCGGGUCCAGUUUGACCCGGAAGUCUGCCCUUACACUGAUCUGCUCUCUGUCUUUUGGGCUCGUCAUGAUCCAACGACGCUCAAUCGCCAGGGUGGUGAUGUUGGUACACAAUAUCGAUCUGGAAUAUACUACUACAAUGAAAACCAGGCUCGUCUGGCCCAGGAAUCAAAGGAGGCAAAGCAAGUGGAGUUGAAGGAUAAGAAGGUGGUGACUGAGAUUCUGCCAGCAAAGAGGUUUUACAGGGCAGAGGAGUAUCAUCAGCAAUAUCUGGAAAAGGGAGGAGGUCAAGGCAACAAACAGUCUGCUGAAAAGGGUUGCACUGAUCCUAUUAGGUGCUACGGUUGACAAGUUUAUGCAUGCAUGACGCCAUAGGAUUCAAUCUUAAAACAUAUGAUGCGUCAAUGCCGUACUUAUCGUAAAUAAAUGAGGUUUCAUAGUGAGACCGGAUAUGUACAAAUGAAACGUUGCCGCAUCAGUUGAGGUCCAAAACAUUAUAAUUUGUUUUGGUGUACCCGUACUGUUUACGACAAUCAAGCAUCAUGCUUUUAUAUAUUGAAAAUACUCUGAUUUUGAACCUUCUU